AUGAGUGCUGCUGCACCACCCGGUGGUGACCAAAACCGUGGCCCGGCUCUGGUGGCUAUAUACUGGACUGAGUCUGCAUUUGCCACUAUUGCAGUCCUUCUUCGUCUCUAUGGCAGGAGACUGAUUCGCAAUUUUGGCGCUGAUGACUACGUUAUGGUCUUUGCGCUGGCCUUAUUCCUCACACUAGCCGCUUUCGUCACCUAUCUUGCUUCUAUUGGAGGCUGUCGUCAUCUGUACUAUCUCUCAACGGCGCAACAACUGCAGGCUGUAAAGUAUAACUGGAUCACCCAAACCUGGGGAAUUGCUGGGUUUGCAGUUGGCAAGAGCUCGGUCGCCUUGCAAAUCAUACGUAUUUUAGGCCCGAACGACCACUGGAUAAAAUGGACAUGCUGGGUUCUCAUCGGUUCUACAUCGCUCUUCUGCGGGCUGGACUGCCUCUUUGGCUUCGUACAGUGUAAUCCUCCCCGCGCACUGUGGGAUCCCUCGGUAGCACAAAACUGCUGGGACACAAGUGUACAGGCAGAUUUUGCUAUAUUUAUCUCAGCCUGGAAUGUAAUGGCCGACUUAAUCCUGGCCGCACUCCCCAUCCCCAUCAUCUGGCGAACGUCUCUCACCCUCAAGCAACGCAUUGCCACAUGUACUCUCCUUGGCCUUGGUCCAGUAGCCGCAGCCUGUGGCCUUGUCAAAAUCCAAUUCCUUGCCGGUCUUACGGAUCGCUCCGACCUAACCUGGCAAACAUAUAACCUUUAUGUCUGGUCUGGCUCCGAACUCUUCGUCAUUAUAAUCUGCGGCUGCAUCCCUCCUAUGCGUCCUAUUUUCACACAUUUCUUUGGGCGGGAAAAGACAUUGUUCACAGGAUACUAUGACUCCAACUUCAGUGGCCGUCGCAAGAAUAAGCAUAAUAUAUUGGGGUCUACUGACCUAGACCAAAGUCAAAAUCAGGAUGAUGAUACUGAAGCAUUACGCUCUGAUAUUCAGCAGGGCUUGCCUACCAACCGAAGCUCGAACGAUGAUGCCAUUUAUCUCGAAACUCGAACACCCGUGGGUGUUGAACGAAAUUUAUAA
Molecule: messenger RNA, 1065 nt
Organism: Penicillium angulare
Lineage: Eukaryota; Fungi; Ascomycota; Eurotiomycetes; Eurotiales; Aspergillaceae
Exons: 5
Coding region: 1-1065 (354 amino acids)
Source: RefSeq, a predicted model, not a curated record